UAUAGUGCCAACACAUCAACUCCUCAUGUACAAAAAUAAGUUUUAGCUUUAGUCAAAUAACACACACAUUUGUAUACUAAACCUUAUCACAAUUCAGAAAGAAAGAAUCAGUCACAAAAUCAGAAUCAUAUAAAAGUUCAUCCCCAAAAAUGGAUCUUACGAGAAUCAUGAUUUAGUCUAGUGGUUGAGGGCUUUCUGUUUCACCUUUGAGAUAGAGGUUGAAUUCACGGUUAGUCUAGUGGUUAAGAGCUUUCUGUUUCGCGCUUGAGGGAGGUUGGAUUCAAGGUUAGUCUAAUGGUUAAGGGCUUUUUGUUUCGCCCUUGAGAGAGGUUGGAUUCGCAGUACUUACAGGUCUUCUGUCGGUAAGGAUUCUCAUCUAGCCUACCACGAAUCACAAAAAAAUGGAUCUUCAAUUCCCUCAACCCAAUCAGCUGGCUGCUGCAGCUACUAGCGUGCUUGCCUUGUUAUUCUUCCUUUACUGUCUUUUAAGAUGGAAAAACAAUACACACAAUAUGAAACAGGAACCACCCUAUCCAUCUGGUUCAUGGCCUGUUAUUGGGCAUUUCCUUCUUCUAGGAAAACUACCACACAUAACAUUAGGACACUUAGCUGAUCAGUACGGUCCAAUCUUCAUGAUCAAGCUCGGUUUCAAACGAGCCUUGGUUGUCAGCAAUGCAGAGAUCGCUAAAGAAUGUUUAGGAGCCAAUGACAAAGUAUUUGUCAACAGACCACACAAAAUUUGUGCAGAACAUUUGGGUUAUAACUUUGCUAUGCUAGCCUUUAGUCCAUACGGUAAAUAUUGGCUUGAGAUGCGUAAGAUCAUCACCGUUGAGUUCUUGUCUAAUCAUAGAAUUGAGAUGUUUAAACACAUUAGAAUUACUGAGGUGAAAUCAGCCAUGAAAGUUAUACAUGAACACUGUAAUAAGAACAGAACAUUUACAACUUGUUCUGAUAUAUUUGACAUGAAACAAUGGUUUAGUGACAUAACUAUGAAUACUAUAGUGCGAUUGGUUUCGGGUCAGUCAUUGAAGGAGUGUUAUCAAGGCGAGGAAUAUGAUCGGUAUGCAAGAGCAAUCAGGGAGUUCUUAGAAUUGGCGGGUGCAUUUGUUCUUGCUGAUGCAUUACCCUUUUUGAGGUGGUUUGAUAUAGGUGGGUAUGAGAAAAAGAUGAAGAAAGUUGCAAUUCAGAUGGAUUGUGUAACUCAAAAGUGGUUGGAAGAGCACAAAAAAGGAAGAGGUUCUAAUGAGGUUGAACAAAAGCAGGAUUUUAUGGAUGUAAUGCUAGGGAUUUUUGAGGCAGGAGGGAAAAAAUCUUUCAUACAUCAGGUAGAUACAAUCAUCAACGCAAAUUGUAUGAAUUUGAUUUUAGCAGGAGCAGAUACCAUAGGCGUAACUUUAACAUGGGCACUAUCCUUGCUACUAAAUAAUAAAGACAUCCUCAAGAAGGCUCAAGCUGAGCUAGAUACUGUGGUAGGAAAUGAAAGACACGUAGAAGAAUCCGACCUAAAAAGUUUAGUCUACUUACAAGCAAUUCUCAAAGAGUCUAUGAGAUUAUAUCCUCCUGGACCCCUUUCAGUCCCGCGAGAAGCCAUCACAGACUGCACCGUUGGUGGCUACCACAUACAAGCAGGCACGCAACUCUACAUAAAUCUUUACAAAUUACAAAGAGAUCCGAAAGUGUGGGAAAAUCCUUUGGAGUUUCAUCCGGAAAGAUUUCUUACAACUCAUAAAGACUAUGAUGUUAAAGGGAAACAUUUUGAAAUUCUGCCGUUUGGCACUGGUAGAAGAAUCUGUCCUGGUAUAACUUUUUCACUUCAGACAAUGUUAUUUAUACUGGCAAAUUUACUCCAUGAAUUUGAUAUCUCAGUCCCCUCACAUGAAGCUGUCGAUAUGACCGAGAGUUUUGGAUUAAGCAACAUUAAAGCUACACCACUUGAAGUCAUCCUCAAAAGUCGUCUGCCUCACAAACUAUAAGAUGUGAGACUAGUACUAUUGUUAUCAACUGAUUAAGUAAUCAUAUGUGUGUUUAUAGUGACGCGGCAGAUUUAGGUGCCCUCACGUACAGGCACUACAUUUUUAAAAAAAAUUCAAAAAUUUGCUACAGUCGGGUUUCGAACAUACAGCCUAGAGGUUGUGAGGUUAAGGACAAAGUCAUCUGUGCUAUCCCACUUUCCUUGAUGAUAGAGGAUUUUAAUUGUAUUUAAUAUAUGUUUAAUUGUACAACAAAUCCUAAUUAAAUGCAGUUACAAUUUUCAAUACAUAUUUAAAACCUUUAUCUAAA
Messenger RNA from Amaranthus tricolor (Joseph's coat), 2280 nucleotides. Its product is annotated as cytochrome P450 CYP82D47-like. Gene Ontology annotation, molecular function: monooxygenase activity; iron ion binding; oxidoreductase activity, acting on paired donors, with incorporation or reduction of molecular oxygen. Lineage: Eukaryota; Viridiplantae; Streptophyta; Magnoliopsida; Caryophyllales; Amaranthaceae. The transcript is spliced from 2 exons. Bases 402 to 1973 code for a protein of 523 amino acids. The record is from RefSeq and is a predicted model, not a curated record. Gene Ontology annotation, biological process: defense response to other organism.